AGGACCUCGCUCCGGACAGGCGACCCCAGGAUACUCAGUAGCAAGGACUAGAAUCCUUGUCAGUAGCUUGUCAGCAUGUGGGUUGGGAAGUUGGGUCUUGUGGUGUGGGUGUACGCGGCGACGUGGUGUUGUGUUUCCGCUGAAGUGCUGCAAGGCAAUGGACUGCCGGGAGAGGACUGCCUGAUGGGGGGUGGCGUGGUGGGCUACUGCGAGGAGGUGAAGGCGUGUCUAGGUGACGGAGGCGUGGUGGAGAGGGAGGGGCGCGUGCAGCUGUGUCGACCCCAUCACAAUGAUAUAUACGUGUGCUGCAGGAAGCCUCGUCUGGUCGCUAAAGAAUUGUGCGAGGCCUGGGCGGGGUACUGGCGGGACGAGAACGGCAACUGCGCCACUGAGACUCCCCUGAUCGUCGGAGGCCAGGAGGCGAAUAUUGGAGAGUUCCCUAACGCGGUGCUGAUUGGCUCGAAGUACAAGAAUGAGGGAAUCAGGUACGAAUGCGGCGGCUCCCUCAUCUCCCCCUACCACGUGCUCACCGCUGCCCACUGCGUCUUCGUCCACUCGCCUCACCUCACCUACUGGGCCAAGUUUGGGGAACACGAUACAUCCCACGACGGAACCUCUGACUUCACACCGGUGCUUCGAGGUCACAUCCCAUCCUCUCUUUACCGAGCCGCGGAGCUUCAAGAACGCACCUUGACCGCCAGGAGCAACACUUCAUUUAGUGGUGACCCGACUUCAACCCCGCCCGGCCCCGAAAUGACCUCGGUGGAGCAGGUGAUCGAAAUGGAGUUUAAGGAGGUACAUCCACAUUAUCCACGUCUCUACAAUUAUCACGACAUUGCUGUGGCGAGACUGAAGAGCCCGGUCAAGUUUACGAGACGUGUCCUGCCAGCCUGCCUCCCUCUCGAUCCAACAGAUGACUACCAAAACAAGCGCCUGACUGUGGUUGGCUGGGGCCACACGGCCUCAGGCAUGCAGGAGAUGUCGUCCACGCUGCAGAAGGUGGAGAUCCCCGUGGUGGACCUCCUCACCUGUUUCUCCAAGGUGGUGAACCCCUACAGCAUUCCCAUGGGCAUCACCAAGGAUAUGCUGUGUGCAGGGGAACUGGGGAAGGAUUCGUGCCAGGGUGACAGCGGCGGGCCCCUGAUGGACCGGGUGGCGGUGGGGGACGCCACCUGCGAGCACACAGUGGUGGGCGUGGUGAGCUUCGGGGUGGGCGCGGGACGCUCUCGCUGCGGCCGCCUUGGUGUGUAUGCUCGGGUCUCCUCCUACCUGGACUGGAUAACGGGUAUCAUUGCCCCCAACAGCACGGGACAGGGCGCUUACCACACCACCACAACCACCACCACCACCGCAACCACUAACUCUUCCAUCAUCAGCGUCACCACCCCCACAACCACAAAGACAACCACCACCACCACCGCAGCCACCACCACUGCCAGGGUGACCGCCACCACCGAAUCAGUUCCGGAGUUGUUAGAGAUAAUGUUCGAGAGGAUGACGGAAGGCCUCUAAUAAUGACAGCGCAUUUAGCAAACACAUAUCGCGCAAUGGCCUGAACGUGUGUUGCUGGGGGGGGGGACUUCAAUAUCAGCUCAAGUACAUAUCAUGCUCGCUCAUAUGUUUAUAAGCAAAGUAUAUCAUCAACUACGGGUGUGUGUGCGGUGUUGUUUGCCUCCUCUUCGUGUGUAUAUAUAUUCUUUCGGGCGUGUUAGCAAAUUUAAAAAUACUAGCGUACGCCUGUAAAGUUUUCCCUCUCGGUGAUUCGUAAUGAAAACUCUAAAUUAGCCAACAUUUAAAUAGCUGAGACACUCUUUUAAAGCUUACAUUUUCUAUAGGUUCACCACACGUCCGUUUUCUUCAGGCUGAACCAAGAAGUUUCCUUGGUGUUGACCGUCAUUCUUGUAUAAUUUCCUGCGAGCACAUGAUUGAAGAUUACAACCAAAUAAUUAGCAACAGAAAGAAGCGACUAAUUUGGAUGCUAGGAAGAAAGCAGGGAACCACAUGUACAAGGAGGAAAAUAACGAUUCUAGUGUUUUGCUUCGGUUUCUGUUUGGGUUUUUAAUUGCACCAAAGUUUUCGUACGUAACCGGUGCCUGCCUGGUGCCUGGUUUUUCCUGCUGUCCUCUCCGUUGACUUGAGGAAAACAUGUCAUUAAAGGGAAGGUAUUCAUUGGUUCAGGCUCAUUGAGAGAGUAAGAAUCUUUAUUUUGCAGCUUCGGCCAUUCAGCAGAUUUCUGGUUAGUCUUUUAUUUUAUCUUUUCAUUUUUGUUUUGUUUUCUGAAGAUUUAAGCAGUAACUUGAAUUAUAUUAUCACAUUACUUUUUAUUGCCGUUGUAAAGAUCCUGGCUGUGAAUCAGAUUAUAUUAACUUCCACUUCCGCUGUAAAGAUCACCAGGUAACACAGUCGUACACCAGAAAUUCAAUGUUUGGUCACAACAAGUCUUUACUCCACCAAGGCGAGACUCUAAGCCAUUGAUGAGGUUUAAAGGCCGGAAUAUUUUUAUAUUUCUUUAAUUAAAAUUAUAUACAUAUUUCAAUGUAAACGCAAAUACACAAAAUACAGUACAGCACAAACAUCAUGAAAACCCUAAGAGAGAGAGAGAGAAAGAGAGAGAGAGAGAGAGAGAGAGAGAGAGAGAGAGAGAGAGAGAGAGAAUUACCCAAAUAUGAAAAAAUAUAUAGAUGACAUAAUCUCUGCAUAAAAAUAUUUCGCAUGGAAUGUGCAUAUCAGUGUUUUACUCCCUCUGACCACGCAAUGCGAUACAGCGACUUAGCAAGCUUGUUAUCCAGGCCAGUUGUCUUGCUCUACGGGAUAAUAUCUAGAAACCAACAAGAAAAACAUACACACUUCAAUACGUACACAAUACAUUUACGCAAGUUUUAUGUUUUCACGCAGUAUUCAUUUCGUCACCUCCCUCCACACCAAUAAAUAAGUUAAAUACAUAAAUAGAUCCAUUAUCACGUUGUAGAAGCAGACGUGGCUGUGUGUGGGAACGUCGAUGACUUCUCGUUUGCAAGGGACCUCGCGGCUGAGCUCCUUACGUUGUACAGAUCAAGGGGCGGCAGCUUCCUCGAUGCCACGGGGCUUGUCCUGCUGGCGGGGGGAGACUGGUUUCGUGACACCGCCGGGGAUAUUUUGUCACCAAAGGCCGGCUGGUUUCCGGUGACCCCCGGGUGUGUCCUGUCCACGGGGGAAGGGUGAUUUCUUGUUACCACUGGGGAUUUCCUCUCUACCGGGAGCGAGUGGCCUCUUGUUGACACUGACGAUUUCCUAUCAAUUGGGGGUGGAUGGCUUCUUGUUGACACUGGGGGGCUUCUGUCGGCGGGAGAAUGGCUUCUUGUUACACCUCUGGAUUUUGCGUCAGUGGGAGAGGGGUUUUCUGUUACCGAGGAGGAUCUUCUGUCAGUGUGGGACUGACUUCUUGUUACCACUGAGUAUGUUACAUCAGAUGGGGACUGUCGGUUUCUUGCUACCCCUGGGAAUACAGAGUUAGCGGUGGGCGAGCGGUUCCUUGUCACCACAGGGGAUACAGGGUCAGCUGGGGGAGAGCGGCUUCUUGUCACCACAGGGGAUAUAGCGUUGCUGACUUGUUCCUGGUUCCUUAUGACCUGAGGGGCUGUCCUGGCAGAGGAGGGCUUUGCUGUCGGCCUUCUCUGCACGAGGGAGAUAAAGGAGGGUUUGGACUCCUCGCCGUCCGUGGUCUUGGGCGUGCCCGGCGGGAGGGGGCGACGGAGUAUAAUCUUGCCUCGUGAACGAAGUCGCGGGAACCUUCGAAUGACUAGAGGGGGCAUAUCCUUUCUCUUGAAGUAUCUCGUUACUCCAUCUUCAUUUUCUUCCAUUUCAUCCUCUUCCUCACCACCGUCACCAUCGUCCUCCUCUUCUUCGUCCUCCUCAUCAUCGUCCUCUUCAUCAUCUUCAUCUGACUCCUCGCUACUGCUGCUGCUGUCCCCGUACUCGUCGCCUAAGUUCUCUACGUGCUGGGAGAGGAGGCUCACAAACCUGUCACUCUGCGGAGCGUCGAGGUCACUCACGAAGCCCUUCAGAGUGUCAGUAAGGCUCCUGGGCUGAAGAUCCUCCAACCUCGUUAAGUCCGGGAUAAAGGAAGACGGUAUUUUGAUGUGUCCUAUCAGCUUCUCAUCGUCCUCAUUCUCCGUGAUGAAUGGAAGGAAGAGAACCAUUUCGUCGUCCUCUUCUUCGUCGCUCUUGUCGUCCCCUCCUUCGUAACCCUCAUCCUCAUCGUGCUCGUGGGUCAGGGGAGUGGGUGAAGGCGGCCUGCGUGGAUGACCCCUCAGGACGAUGAAGAGAGGGUGGUGAGGUACUCUGGGUCUCUCGUCGCUGUCCUCGUCACUGUCCUCUUCAUCAUCGUCAUCAUCAUCUUCUUCUUCUUCUUCUUCUUCUUCUUCUUCUUCUUCU
This is a messenger RNA of Scylla paramamosain (green mud crab), 4413 nucleotides long. RefSeq names its product transmembrane protease serine 9-like. Gene Ontology annotation, molecular function: serine-type endopeptidase activity. Lineage: Eukaryota; Metazoa; Arthropoda; Malacostraca; Decapoda; Portunidae. The transcript has 8 exons. Bases 76 to 1512 code for a protein of 478 amino acids. The record is from RefSeq and is a predicted model, not a curated record. Gene Ontology annotation, biological process: proteolysis.